Messenger RNA from Cheilinus undulatus (humphead wrasse), 6975 nucleotides. It is a transcript of the gene mki67, whose product is annotated as marker of proliferation Ki-67. Gene Ontology annotation, cellular component: nucleus; chromosome. The record is from RefSeq and is a predicted model, not a curated record. Gene Ontology annotation, molecular function: protein binding. The transcript is spliced from 17 exons. NCBI's taxonomy places the organism in Eukaryota, Metazoa, Chordata, Actinopteri, Labriformes, Labridae. The coding region runs from base 153 to 6710 and encodes 2185 amino acids. Gene Ontology annotation, biological process: regulation of chromosome segregation; regulation of mitotic nuclear division.
UGUACUUUGUAGAGUAAGGUAAGAUGUCCAUUGUGCUUUAAGUCUGACAUGAUAUUACUGUAAAAAAAAAAUCUCCUCGCCACAUCCCGGUUGAUUUUGAUGGAUUACCAGAAGUUGAAUCUCUAAACGGACGAUAAGGGAACUUUACGAAAAUGCCAUUACAUGGGAAAAUAGUUGUGAUUAAAAGGAGUGGAGGAGAUGGGACUGAGUUUCCACUAACUGCAUCAUGCUUAUUUGGAAGGAAGCCUGACUGUGACAUUCGUAUUCAGCUUCCUCAGGUCUCCAAGGAGCACUGUAGGAUUGACUUAAAUGAAAAUAAAGAGGUCAUUUUGACAAAUCUGAGCUCAGUGAAUCCAACUCGUGUUAAUGGGGAGGUUUUGCAGCAGUGUGAACGUUUGAAACAUGGUGAUGUUAUAACUGUCAUUGACCGUUCUUUCAGGUUCGAGUAUCCUCCAGCACCCACGCCAAAGAAGAGGUCCUCCACAGGUGGCAAAACUGAGACCCUCAAAGUUCUUCAAGACCAGCAAGUGGGAGACAGUGUCCCCUCUGAAACAGGAGAAAAAAGGAUCUCUGAGGUAUCAGCAGACCCUCAUCUAAAAGAUGGAACUAACAAUGACAAUAUCCAGCGAUGCCUGGAGAAAACUAUGGAGUUGGAGAGCAAGGAGGAAGGGAGCAAGACUGCUUCCCCCUUCAACGACCUGUAUCAAAUGAUCAAAAAAUCUCUGGAUGUCAAGACUCCUCGGAAGUCUUCUGCCAGUCUGCUUCAAACACCAACCUCUAGGUUUUGCACUCCAAAGCCUGCUUCAGUUCGGAAGAGUGAUGGGAAACCUGUCCUUUCCACAGAAGACAAGAGCACCCCUAAAAAGGAAGAGGAUAAGGUCUCUGCAGCUGAUGAAGUUAAGACAGAAGUUGAAAAUGAAAACAAUGGGACCCCAGAGUCUGUUAAGAAGCAGAGGAGGUCAAUGCAGACUCCUUCUCCACCCAGGCCUGAUGAGAAUUCUUCCAAAUCAGAAACCUCUCCGCAGAAGAGAAUCCGUACACCCCCUCAAAGGUUUACUGUGGGUGAAGUUAUCGAGCAAAUCUGCUCUGAGUCUCCCAAAUCACCUAUGAGAAGGAAAAGCAAUGAGGCAACACCAGUCAAACCAACAGUGACUAAUGAAAAGGAAGAGAAAGUUGAAAAAGUGAAAGAAAUGUCCAAAAAACGCAAAAGUGGAGAACUUGAUGCUGACCUGCCGAAAUCCCAACUGAAGAAGAAACGCGUUUCUUUUGGAGGUCAACUGAGUCCUGAGUUGUUCGACAAGAGGCUUCCUCCAGACUCUCCGUUACGAAAAGGAGCCGCUCCUCGAAGAAGCUUGGGGGUGUAUAAGCCAAAACAGUCUCUCCUCAGAAGAACAUCAGUCAUCGGCCUGCUGAAGGAGUUUGACCAAGAGCAGAGUCCUGCAAAAAUGAAAACUCCAUCACCUAAGAAGUCAUCAAAUGCCAAGAGUGCAUCUCCUAAGACUCCUACACCUGCAAAGAAGUCACCCAAAUCCAGUUCUCCUUCUCCCAAGAAAGUAGCAACUCUUGCAAAGGCAUCACCCAAAUCAAGAUCUCCUUCUCCAAAAGCAGCAAUUCCUGCAAAGGCAUCACCCAAAUCCAGAUCCCCUUCUCCUAAAAAAGCAGCAACUCCUGCAAAGGCAUCACCCAAAUCCAGAUCCCCUUCUCCUAAAAAAGCAGCAACUCCUGCAAAGGCAUCACCCAAAUCCAGAUCCCCUUCCCCUAAGAAAGCAGCAACUCCUGCAAAGGUAACACCCAAAUCAAAAUCUCCUAAAAUAGUGACUCCUGCAACCAAAACUCCGAAAUCCAAGUCUCCCUCUGCCAACAAAAUGGAAACUCCCAAGAACACCGUACAGACUCCCACAGUUCAGGGGCGCUUCUCUGUGUCACACAUCAGCACACCAUCGCCAGUAGCAGAAGAAGCUGUCACUGAAGAGGGGUCUUCAUCCAAUGUUUCUCCUAAACUACCUCUUAGGAGGAAGAGUAUUGCAAGGAAGACUCCAAAGAUGAUGAAGAGUGCUGUAAAAGCAAUGGUCAGAAGAAGUGGCAUUUCACGUGCAUCUCUGAAAGCCAAAAACUCCUGGGCCGAUAUUGUGAAAUUUGGACAACCUAAGGUUCAAGUGCCCGCUCCGGCUAAAAAAACAGUCAUCAAGAAAACGAAGAAGGCAGCUGUGCCCAAACCACAGACCCCUGCCAGAGCUCUUCCUGGACACGUCAGCACUGGACAUGCCUGUUCGCCCGUCACCAUUGUUGUGAGCAGAGCUCAAAAACAGAAGGUGAUCCAACCAACUGGCGCUGCUCCACGUCUGGUCGCCAACAUUGCUGUUCUGAAAAAGAACAUGAAAAUGGAUGAGGACUUAUCUGGAGUUUCCGAGAUGUUUAAAACGCCUGUUAAUGAAAGGAAGAGGAGGUCUGUUAUAGAUGAGAGCAGUGCCAUGAAGACACCAGUUAGAGACAUAGAAACUCCUUUGGUAGAGCCAUCUGUGCUGAACACACCAGAGGGACCAGGUGAGAUGAUGGUGUCCCCACUGACUGUUUCCUCUACAGUCAAAGACAGACAGUACAACAGUGAGGCAGUCCAUCGCCUCCUGGAUGGAGAUGAAGAGUCAAGUUUUGUUUCUGCCUCAGAGACUACCUCUGAUGAUCCUACAGAGCAGCAGAGCACAGAAUUGAAGACUACCCCAAUAUCAACUCCCAAACAGAAACCAGAAUUACCUGAUUGUCUGACUGGAGUCAAGAGGAUGAUGAAGACGCCAAGGCAGAAAUCUGAACCUGUUGAGGACCUGAGAGGGAGACUUCUAAAAACUCCCAAACAGAAGCCAGAAAUGGCAGACUGUCUAACUGGAGUCAAGAGGGUCAUGAAGACACCAAAACAGAAGGCAGAAGCUGUUGAAGACCUGAGAGGAAGACUUUUGAAAACUCCCAAACAGAAAGUGGAACAGCAGGAAUGUCUCACUGGAGUCAAGAGGGUCAUGAAGACCCCAAAACAGAAAGCAGAGCCAAUUGAAGAUCUAAGAGGGAAGGUUUUAAAAACUCCCAAGCAGAAACCUGAAGAACAAGAAUGCCUUAGUGGAGUGAAGAGGAUCAUGCAGACCCCACAACAGGAAGCUGAACCUCUCGAAGACAUUAAAGUCAAACUUCUGGAGACUCCCAAAGCUCCAGAGACUGGCAAUGCUAGCAUGGAGACACCAGCAAAUGUCCAAGAAUCUGACAGUGUUGCUGAAGUGACAGAAAUGAAAACUCCAAACGUCAAGAGCUCCCCACAGGUCAGUCUAACUGGUAUCAAGAGAAUCAUGAAGACACCCAAAGAAAUGGGUACUCCAGUUGAAGAUAUGGUUGGUGUGAAGAGACUCCUGAAAACUCCCAAAGAGAAGGGUGAGCCUGUGGAGGAGAACCUUGGUAUCCAGAGACUCAUGAAGACUCCAAGGGUGAGGGGGAACAAACCAGUGGAAGACUUUGAGGGACUUCAAGGGCUCAUGGAGGAGCCACAGACUGAUACCACAGGACAGCAGGAGACUCAGGAGGUUGAAGGUGACAAUGCGCCGGACUGUGGUGAAGAAGUUGCAAAAGAACUAGACUUGGCUUUGGAAGACCCACAAGAUGACGUGCCAGCAGUGAUCAGUGACAGUCCUGAAGCUGAGACGGAAAAAGAAGGAGGUGUGAAAGAAGUUGUCACUGAAAGCCUCCCAGAAGAGAAACCAAGAGAUGAUGAAACAUCAGAUGUCAUGAAAAUGGUUUCUCAGGGAGCUGGUGAUGAGACUGCACCAGAGGAGCACCCUGAAGUGGAUACAGCUGAUGAGAAUUUGUCCGAAGAACAACCUAAACUGGAGACUGCAAUUGAUGACCUCACAGAAAUGGAAAGGUCUGCCACAGAUCUUGAGCCUGAAGGUGCUGCAAUGGACAGUUUACCUAAAAUGGAGGCAACCAGUGAUGUAGAUAUGGAAAAAACCACCAAGGAUCCUGAGCCUGAAGCCCCUGUGGUUGAGAGUUCACCUGAAAUAGAGGAGGCAACCCUCAGUGUCACAGCAAUGGAAACAACCACCAAGAAUCCUGAGCCACAAACGCCUGUAUCUGAGACUGUACCUGAAGUGGAGGACGUAACUUCUGGUGCCACAGAAAAGAAAGAGACCCCCUCUGAUCCAGAAUCAGAGAAGCCUGUUAGAGACAGAAGACCAAAAAUGGUUAAAGCAGCAGAGAAAAAACAAGAAGUAACAGAACAACCAGAUGAGCCUGCCGUCACUGCCCCAGUGAGAGGAAGAAGAGGAAAGAAAACUGAAGCUUCUGCUGCUGCCCCUGCUGUGAGACAAACGACAAGAGGAAGAAACACAAGAACAAUUGAGAGCUUUGAUGCUGAGCCUGCCGUGGAGAAAAGCGAGUCUGUGCCAUCUGAAGCUGCUGUCAAGCCUAAAAGGGGAAGAAAUGCCAAAAAGGCUUCUGAGGACAAAGCUGAAAUUAUCCAGGAGGUUUCCACUGAAACUAAAGCAGUGCCAGAACCAGAGUGUGAACAGAGCCCUCCAGCAGAGAUCGGCCAGGAUGCAAGUGUCAGUUUAGCACCUGUGGAGAAGACUGUGGUGAAGCCAAGGAGAGGGAGAAAAGCCAAACAACCUGAACAAGCAGCUCCAGAACAGACUGAAGAAGUCUCUGCACAAAGUGAUGAUAUUAAAGCACCUGAGAGUUUACCCAUAGUGGAGGAGGCAACUGCAGAUAUCUCAGAAAAGGAACAGGUCCCCACAGAUCCUGAACUUGAGAAGAAGCCUGUUCGUGGAAGAAGGGCAAAAGCAGUGAAAACGGCAAAGCAGAAACAAGAAACAACAGAACAACCUGAGGAGCCUGCUGUUCCCGUAGUUGACACGGAGAAAGAAACCAAUGUCAGUGAAGUCAUCAGUGAGCAGGUAGACUUGGUACCGAGUCAAAGUGAUGAAAAUAAAUCAUCUGAAGCCAUGGAAGCUGUUCUAGAGGCCCCUGUCACUGAAAGUUCACCUGAAGUGGAGGCAGAAGCUCCCAAAGUCACAGAAGAGGGCGCAGCUGUUGUUCAGAAGAAACCUAUUCGUGGAAGAAGAGGAAAAACAGUUGAAUCAAAGGUUGAGGAAAUGCCACAAGAUGCCAAACAACCUGAAGAGCCCAUCAUCUCUGCUCCAGUCAGGGGAAGAAGAGGAAAGAAAACUGAAGCUGCUGCUCCAGUUGCUGUUAGACAGACAACAAGAGGAAGAAAUACAAAGACUAAAGAAAGCCCCUCUGAAGAGCAACCUGAAGUUGUGCCCGAAAAACCUGAGGAAGCAACACAGAUAACUGAAGUUACCUCUGAAGUCAUGACUAAGCAAAAAGAUGCUCUUCAACAGGAGAAAAUCUCUGCACCCCCUGCACUGGAACUCGCAGUAAAGCCUACCAGAGGGAGGAAGAAUAAACAAACACCUGUUGAGCAGCCAGAGAAAAUUGAAACACCAGUUGAGCAGCCAGAGAAAAAUAAAGUUCCUAAUGAUGAGCAGCUAUCGGAUAAGGCUGAACCACAAAACUCAGUCUCUGCUGUUGUGAAACCCAGAAGAGGGAGGAAGACCAAAGCUGACCCAGCUCAACAAAUUGAGGAGGCACAAGACGUGACUGCCACUGUGGAGACCAAACGGCCAGCUCCAACUCCAGUCCGGGCUAAGAGGGGAAGAAAUAUUGAGCAGGAAGGAGAAAAGCAUGAUGGCGACAAGGUGUCUGAAUCUCACGAGCCUGCCAAAAAAGUAAAGAGAACCAGAAAGGCAGAGCCGAUCCAUGAAGAGCCAAAGGAAGAAGUCCAAACUGUUGAAACGGUUGUACCAGAAAAGGUUGAAACUCCAUGUGUUGAGGAACCAAUUACAGGGACCAAGCAGGCUGCAGCUGCUCCAAAAUCAAGGAAAGGAGGGUGCAAAGCAAAACAAGAUGUUAAAGUUGAAACCCUUGUCGAAUCCACUGAGAUACAAGAGGUUCCUGCUGUCAUCACAACAGAAAAACCUAAACGAGGCAGAAGAGGAAAACAGGCAGCAGAAGAGGCUGAGGUUGCUGCUGUGGUACCAGAGGAAAAACCUAGUGAGGAACCAGAGAUGGAGGAGAAGGAUAAUGCAGAACCAGAGGCUCCGGUCCUUAAACCCAGCCGGGGGAGGGUGCAGAAAACUUCAAUGAAAAAUGACAUUUCAAAGGCUGUUCCUGCAAAGAGAGGCAGGCGAGGUGCUGCUGCUCCAGUUAAGGAGACGGUCUCAGAAUCUGCAGACACAGUUUCACAGGCUACAGGUACUUCAGUGGAGCCAGCAAAAAGAGGGAGACGAACAGCAGCAAAACCCACGACAGACGACUCCCUGGAGACCAGCAAACUGGUAACUCCUGCUGAAGAAUCUACCGUGGAAGACACUAAAGUCUCAAAAAGAUCUGUGAAGUGGAAACCAGACUUGGAGGUCAUUGAAAUUCCAAAAGAAACACCCGUUAAAGCAGUGCGAGGAAGAAAGUCAAAACUUGAUCGAGUUGAUGCUGAGAACAAAAAUGAGUCAAAGGAUGCAAAAAAACCUGAAGAGAAGCAUCUCUCAGAUGAAGUCAUCGAAGCUCAGCCUGCAAAAAGAGCCAGACGAGGGGUAAAAGUGGUAGACGUGACCACUGAAGAAGCAGAAUCCUCUGAGGUACAGCCUAAAACCCGAAGAGGGAGACAAGCAAAGAAAUAAAAGCUUCUGUAUAUAGUCUUAAUCUUAACUUUUUUCCAUUUUAUCGUUCAGGUUUUAUGUUGAGUGGCAUUUUUAUAGAGUAGAUUCAUGAACUGAAAAUGAAGCACUGCUUUUUUUUCUAUACAGCAGGGAAUCUUGUUUAACAUUUAUGUUGUGACAAGUUGUACGUUAUUCAUUACUUCAAUGCUUUGCAAAGAUUUUUAUGGCUAAAAAACUUGGAUAUUAAAUUUUUUUGUACAAUGGAAAACUUUGUCUGAUUUGUUUU